AUGGAUAUUAAAUUUCGAAGGAGGGUAAUUUUUCUUGAAAAACCACAAUCGUCAUACAUAACUUUUAAUUUAUGCCAUAAUUCUGCUGAGCUCUUGGUGUUUUUUAUGUGCACGUACAAAACUGGAUCUAUCGUUAAUAUUAACUUUGCCUUCGUUUUGGCGUCGUCGGCUUUACUUCAAAAUCUGCCGACGUUUAAUGCUCACAUAAAUGUAGAGUACUGUCACUCAGUUCAAGCCAUCAAAUACAUUUGUAAAUACAUAAAUAAAGGAUCGGACCAAGCUACAUUUGGCGUCAGAAACCCAAAUGAUGAAGUGGAAAACUACGUAAAUGGCCGUUACAUAAGUACUUCCGAAGCUGCUUGGCGAAUAUUCGAAUUCCCGAUCCAUGAGCGGCAUCCUACAGUUUUGCAGUUAGCUGUCCACUUAGAAAAUGGCCAAAGGGUGUAUUUUACCACAGAAACGGCUGUACAAGUGGCCCAAAAUCCACGUAAAACAACAUUGCUGGCUUUUUUUGAGCUCUGUAAUGAAGAUGAAUUCGCAAAAACACUUCUUUACCACGAAGUCCCGCAAUACUACACAUGGGCCAAUAAUAAGUUCACCAGAAGGAAGCGUGGUGAGAAUGUAGUUGGCUAUCCAGGCAUAAAAAAAGAUUCCGCUUUAGGUAGAGUCUACGGUGUCCAUCCUUCUCAAUCCGAGUGUUUCUAUCUUAGGAUGUUGCUGCACCACGUACGCGGUCCAACUUCAUUCCAGUACUUGAAAACCGUUGACGGAGUUCUGAAAGAAACGUAUCAAGCUGCUUGCCGUGCUAGAGGUUUGCUAGAAAACGAUGACCAUUGGGAAAAUACUCUCAGAGAAGCUUCGCUUUCUCAAUGUCCAUUACAAUUGAGAGAAUUGUUUGUGGUCAUACUUUUAUUUUGUCAGCCAUCGGAACCAUUAAAAUUAUGGAACAUUUUCAAAGACGAUUUAUGUGAAGAUAUUAGACACAGAAUCAGACAGCAAAAUCAAGACAUCACCUUACCAUACAAUGAGGACAUUUAUAACGAAGGUUUGAUACAAAUAGAAAAUAAACUGUUGCAAUUAAAUGACAAAAGCCUAAGUGAUUUCGGAUUACCAUCAUCAGUUCGUACAGAAAGCAAUGCAGCAGAGACUAUGACUCAUCGCUAUGAUACAAAUAAUUUGACCGCUUUUGUCAAUGAAAACCUGCCAAAGUUAGUCCCAGAUCAAAGACAUGCUUUUGAAACUAUAGUCGAUAGCGUCAUUCAUGACAAAAGAAAAGUUUUCUUUUUGGAUGCACCUGGUGGAACGGGAAAGACGUUUCUUGCAAAUUUGAUACUUGCUAAGAUAAGACAAUCAGGGAAGAUAGCAAUAGCAGUUGCUUCCUCAGGAAUUGCUGCAACUCUCUUGAAGGAUGGCAAAACUGCUCAUUCUACUUUUAAACUUCCACUAUCCGUCAAUCUUGAACAACAAUCUACAUGUUCCAUCCGCAAAAAUGGACCUAUUGGUAAAUUACUACAAGACGCCUCAUUGAUUAUGUGGGACGAAUGCACGAUGAGCCAUAGAGCACAUAUAGAGGCCGUGAACAGAACCUUACAGGAUCUAAGGAACUCCUCUGCAGUCAUGGGCGGGAUUACUUUUGUAUUUGCUGGAGAUUUUCGACAGACUCUCCCCGUUAUUAACAGAGGCACGCGAGCAGAUAUCAUCAAGGCAUGCUUGAAAUCGUCUCCCUUAUGGACUACGAUUGAAACAUUAAAAUUAAGGACAAAUAUGAGAGCUCAUCUUCAUGGAAUCACUGAUAGCGAUUUCCCACAGCAACUGCUAAAACUUGGGGAAGGAAUUUUUCCAACUCCAAAUUUAAGCGGUCAUUGUGACAUUCUUCUGGAUGAGUCUCUAGGCCAAAUACUCCAUAAUUUGGAAAAUUUAAUAGAUUCUGUAUACCCUGAUAUCGAGAAUUUGCACGAAAGAGACUUCCAUUGGCUGUGUUCUCGGGCUAUAGUAUCACCUAAGAAUGAUACUGUCAAUGAAAUAAACAAUCUGAUUGUUCAAAAAGUCCCCGGCCAAACAAAAACAUACAAAUCGAUCGACACUGUAACGAAUAUUGAAGAUGCAGUCCAUUAUCCACAGGAAUUUUUAAAUUCGUUGAACCCUUCUGGACUGCCACCCCAUGAAUUGACGUUAAAAAUCGGAAUCCCAAUCAUGCUUUUAAGAAAUUUAAACCCUCCGAGCAUGUGUAAUGGGACGAGGCUGCUUAUUAAGGAGUUAGAGGACAAUUUAAUAGUAGCAACUAUUAUCACUGGCCCAGCAGGUGGUCAACUAGCUCAUAUACCGAGGAUACCGAUGAUCCCAACUGAUCUGCCAAUCCCAUUUAAACGGCUUCAAUUUCCGGUAAAAACAUCUUUCGCAUUAACAAUUAACAAGUCCCAAGGCCAAACCUUCGAAUUAGUAGGGAUCGAUCUGCGAAAGAAAUGUUUUACUCAUGGUCAACUGUAUGUUGGUCUAUCGCGAGUCGGAGCCCCUGAAAAUCAAUUUAUUUUGCUGCCACAAAAUAAAACAACAUCAAAUAUUGUUUACAGAGAAGCUCUAACAAAAUAA
Molecule: messenger RNA, 2589 nt
Organism: Melitaea cinxia (Glanville fritillary)
Lineage: Eukaryota; Metazoa; Arthropoda; Insecta; Lepidoptera; Nymphalidae
Exons: 2
Coding region: 1-2589 (862 amino acids)
Biological process (GO): telomere maintenance; DNA repair
Molecular function (GO): DNA helicase activity
Source: RefSeq, a predicted model, not a curated record